Messenger RNA from Candidula unifasciata, 1077 nucleotides. NCBI's taxonomy places the organism in Eukaryota, Metazoa, Mollusca, Gastropoda, Stylommatophora, Geomitridae. The record is from the annotation of a GenBank genome assembly.
AUGGCCUCUGAUCCGAAUCAAGCUGAUCAAGACACCUUGCGAUUUCGUUGUCUAGCUCCUGAUUUCGAGCAGUUUAAAUUUAAUGAUGAAGUUGAAGAAAGCAUUUUGAAAUGUUACAGAAUUUCCUUCCUUGAGAGAGAGAGCCAUGUUGAAUUCUUACUCAAGGGACUAAAACAGCUGUCAUCAUCUUAUGAGUGCUUGGACUCAAGUCUCCCCUGGCUGUACUACUGGAUCCUGCAUAGUCUGGAGCUGUUGGAAGCACCCAUUACUGAAGAUAAGGCUCUACAGAUUGCAGAUUUCCUAGGUCAUUGUCAACACCGCGAAGGAGGUUUUGGAGCCGUCAACUCCUUGUGUAUUCUCUCCAACAUUACAGACAGGGUCUUCAAUGUGCUAAACAGAGAAAAGCUGUACAAUUUUCUGAUGAGGAUGAAGACAAGAGACGGAGCUUUUCAGAUGCACGAUGGAGGGGAAGUAGAUAUCAGGGGAGUUUAUUGUGCCCUCAGCGUUGCCCGUCUGACCAAAAUUCUUACAAAAGAGCUCUUAGAAGGUGUUGCUGAUUUUAUAAUCAGGUGCCAGACUUACGAAGGAGCAUUUGCCAGAGACCCUGGACUGGAAGCCCACGGAGGUUACACUUUCUGUGGAAUCACAGCACUGGUUCUUCUGGGUCAUACUGAACGUUGUGAUCUCCAAACCCUACAGCGUUGGACCGCAAAUAGGCAAACACAACUUGAAGGUGGCUUUCAAGGUCGUACAAACAUACUUGUUGAUGGCUGCUACUCAUUUUGGCAGGGAGCUAUGUUUCCUAUCAUCCACAUGAUCAGUUGUACAGAUGAUGAUGACCAGAAUUUGAGUGCCACUCGCUGGAUGUUUCAUCAGGAAGCUCUGCAAGAAUAUAUUCUCAUCUGUUGCCAUGGCUUAUCUGUGGCUCAGCACUUCUUGGGUGGACUUCUCAGCAAUGACAUUCCGGUGUACAACCUGAGCAUUGAUUCUGUCAUUAUGGCACAGCAGCACUUCAGUGCAAUGAUGCUGCCUGCUGGGAGAACACAGGAAGAGUCCUCAGCUCCUGGGGGAUCAUAG